AUGAAUAAAACACCAGAAACAAAAAUUCAAGACGUAAACAAUGUUUCAAAUGUACAGCGCGAAUACUUGGAACUACUCAAAACGCCAUUGCUGCGGUCGAAUAACAAUGAUGAGGAAGUAAAGCAAGCACUACAAGAAACUGAACCUCAGUCAUCUGAAGCUCCAAGUACACAACUGCGUUUGCAUAAUCACAACACAAUUUCAAAAAUAUCAUUGGACUUAAGACAAAGUUUGGUGAAGAAAUAUAAUACGGAAUAUUCACAUCCCUAUGAAUCCAAACUUACUUUUUUUAAGAGCGAAUCAGCUAAUCAACAUGAGCAACGUGACAGCACAUUUAUUUUAGAUGAUGAUAUUGGUGGGAAAGUUAUGGAUGGAAAUAUCGACGACGAUCAGGGUUGGGAUCAAUAUUUAAAAAACGCGUUAGAAGAAAAGUCAGAUGACAGAAAGGAAGUUCCUCAGGAUCACACAGAUAGAAUCAAAUAUUGUCAUGAUUGUAACACUCAAAGUAUUAAUAAGAACACCAAUAACCGAUUGCAAAUUGAGUCUGAUUGUAAAUGUGCUCGUCACGUAUAUUUAAGAGGCCGUCAAAAUUCGGAUGAUCAUGAUAAAAAUAUGAAGUCAAUUUCUAUUUUACCAUCAGAUAAGCGACAGACAACAGCAGGUUUAGACAACAAAAACAAAGAAAGUAAAGAAGAUAAAACUGUCAUUGAUGUAACGAUACCAACUAAUCCACUUUUUAACUAA
This is a messenger RNA of Parnassius apollo (apollo), 744 nucleotides long. Lineage: Eukaryota; Metazoa; Arthropoda; Insecta; Lepidoptera; Papilionidae. The record is from the annotation of a GenBank genome assembly.